This is a messenger RNA of Arabidopsis arenosa, 541 nucleotides long. NCBI's taxonomy places the organism in Eukaryota, Viridiplantae, Streptophyta, Magnoliopsida, Brassicales, Brassicaceae. The record is from the annotation of a GenBank genome assembly.
AUCUCUCUAAGAGAUCUAGAAUUGGGAAGCUCUCGUGAUGGCCAAAUCUGAAGAGGGAUUGGGGCCAAAGUUUUCUCUUAGAAAGCAGAGAUAACGAUUGAACCAAAUUUUAAAGAAGAUCUUAUUCAAAAUUCUUUAGAGACGGUUCGAGAAGAAGUCGAUCUUUUUCCCAUGUUUUUCUUUUUUCAUGAGGAUUGGGAGGGCCUAGAAGAAACAAACAGUGAUUUCAAAGGUCGAGAGAUAGUAUCUCUAUGUGCUUGAAGAUUUUGGAUAACACACUUUUUUGUAGAAAAGAUCGGAUGGGAAGAAACGAUGAGACACAUAUCACCAAGGAGUUUCACCUACUUAUCUGAGGAUUCUGACAACUUUGAUAUUUGCUUUGGAUGCGAUAUUGAUUGUGGACAAAAUACACUCUUCACUAAUCCAGAUUUGAGAUGCUCUCUCGAUAACCAAAUCUGAAGUAGGUUCGGUGGCCUAGAUUUUAUUUGGGAUGACAGACAAAGCGACAUAACCAUAUUUCAAAUAAAAUCUUAAUUAUAUG